AUGGAGGUCUCCAGUUCCCGCCCCUGCGUAUGCAGCCCCGCCCUCCCCAAGUCCCCGCACCCGGCGAGCGGGGGGCCGGGCGCGCGGAAGGCGGAGCCGAGCAGGGGAAUCCUCUCCCGAUUCGCCGCCGGCCCGCAGAGCCACCCGGCCGUCCAGGUGCCCCUGCUCGGGGAGCGGCCGAACCUCGACGGGCCGAUCCUGCAGAAGCCCCCGUGGCCCCGCGCGGGCCCAGAGGAGGCUCCGGCAGCGCCCUGCAACAUCAGCGUGCAACGGCAGAUGCUGAGCUCGCUACUCGUGCGGUGGGGCCGCCCGCGGGGCUUGCAGUGCGACCUGCUGCUCUUCUCUACCAACGCGCACGGCCGCGCCUUCUUCGCAGCCGCCUUCCACCGCGUCGGGCCGCCGCUGCUCAUCGAGCAUCUGGGGCUGGCGGCCGGCGGCGCGCAGCAAGACCUGCGCUUGUGCGUGGGCUGCGGCUGGGUGCGUGGCCGCCUGCGGGCCCCAGCCGGGGCUCCCACAGCGCUGCCUGCCUACCCUGCGGCUGAACCCGGGCCGCUGUGGCUGCAGGGCGAACCUCGUCACUUCUGCUGCCUGGACUUCAGCCUGGAGGAGCUGCAGGGCGAGCCGGGCUGGCGGCUGAACCGCAAGCCCAUCGAGUCAACGCUGGUGGCCUGCUUCAUGACCCUGGUCAUCGUGGUGUGGAGCGUGGCCGCCCUCAUCUGGCCGGUGCCCAUCAUUGCCGGCUUCCUGCCCAACGGUAUGGAGCAGCGCCGGACCACCGCCGGCGCCCCCGCGGCCGCUCCCGCCGCCGUACCUGCAGGGACCACCGCCGCCGCCGCCGCCGCUGCUGCUGCAGCUGCCGCCGCCGCGGCCGUGACCUCAGGAGUGGCCCCCAAGUGACCCCCGCUACCCUGCGUCCACGCUGUGUACGCGCUCGCACGCGCCUUCCUCGAGGGAGACGCGGCAGGGGCGCUUCGUACUGUCCUUAGUGUUCGUCCUUUUCCCGGGAGGGGACCGCGGAGAGGCCCCAACGAGGUGGGAAAGCGAGGUUUGUGCUGCGCUCCUGGUUCGGAAAAGCAGGGGCAAGCUCUCAGACUGAAGGGUGGGAUCCACGCGUGGCUCGAGGACACAGGGAAAAGGCCCUUUCCCCUGCGGCACCCCCUCCCUGCGCCCACAUGCCCUUUAUUCAUGGCAGAAAGUGACCUGAUCCUGUGUAUUUGUUUUAUAUAUUUAAUAACUGUUUUAAAUGAAAGUUUUAGUAAAAAAAAAUAACAAAACAAAAAGAUUCCAAUGCUAUCGCUGUAGUAACAGGAGCUCUUUGUAUUUGAACAUAGUUGUACUUGAAGCUUCUUGGUUUGUUUUUUAUUUAUUUUAAAAAAGGGUGGGGGGAGGGCAAGGGAAGGAUUUGACACGGAUUUAUUGUUAUUGCUAAAAAAAUAACUUUAUGAAUCUUUUUCAAGUCGAUCUAUUCAGUGACAUGGCCUGGUGGGCGUUUCUUCUUGUAUUAAUGUGGUUUUCUGGCUUUUAAUACAGACAUUUUCCUCCA
Peromyscus maniculatus bairdii (prairie deer mouse) is the source of this 1543-nucleotide messenger RNA. The record is from RefSeq and is a predicted model, not a curated record. Lineage: Eukaryota; Metazoa; Chordata; Mammalia; Rodentia; Cricetidae.